AUGAACGCAACUACUACGGCACCGAUACUCAUGUCGGGCUACUUAUUCAACGAAACCAACAUUGGAAAUGAGAUCGGAGAAGUUUUGUUAGUGCGCACAAUGCCACUCACUGAGUUCCUCACAAAGAAACAGCUGUUUGGCGCCGGCUCGAUCAAGUUUAAAGAUGUGCGUAAUCCUCUAUUAGACGCGCUCGUCGUCUCAGCAACGAACGGCGCAGACAGUGUUUACCGACACGAGGUACCUACCAUCCACGAAUGUGUACUCUCGUGGUGCAUCCAGACUAUCAAAUCGUCAUAUGAGGGAGGAACAUAUAGCGAAGAGGUUCUAGCACGAUUCGAGAAUACGACAGUUCGCCAGUCCCCGUGGGAAAGCUUUGCGAUACCGGAAGAGGACGGCGGUGGCUUUGACACAUUUUACAUGCAAAACAUCAGCAUCGUGCCGCCAAUUUCAGAUCAAGAUCAUCCAGCUUCUAAAGUUUCCAACAAGGUCUACGGAACCAACAAUGUUACUGCAUAUAACAUCAUGAAUGUCUUCGACGACUUCUUUCCUUCGUACUACACUGCGGCGAGCGCUUCGGACACUCCAGUCUUGAGAUACAAGAACUAUGGCGGGAACGGAGCAGUGACUCGAGAGAUUGUCUCAAGCCCGUGGCAAGAACCGAAUGAUGUUGAUGCUCACGUUAGCAGAUUGGCUGUCGCUAUGACCAACGUUAUGAGGUCUGACGUCAACAGCAAUGAGAUGCUCAACGGUACUGCGUACUGGAUGGAAUCGUACGUCGAAGUACGUUGGCAAUGGUUGACGCUUCCCCUAGGGGUUCUCUUCGUUUCGCUGAUCUUUCUGGCUGCUACAAUCACCAAAUCUGCCCUUGAGCGUGACCGGGUAGGUAGGUGUAUGGAAAACAUCAGCUUAUGCGACUCUUUUGUAUGGGCUUCCGGACGAGGUCCAGAAAAAAAUCACACGUUCAUCCAGCACAGGAACACCAAGGACUAA
Molecule: messenger RNA, 990 nt
Organism: Ascochyta rabiei
Lineage: Eukaryota; Fungi; Ascomycota; Dothideomycetes; Pleosporales; Didymellaceae
Exons: 1
Coding region: 1-990 (329 amino acids)
Source: RefSeq, a predicted model, not a curated record